AUGAUCGAAUUGGGACUCGCUCGAAUUGCGCGGCUUGUUCCGAAAUCGUCCCUGGCCUGGAAAGCAAUUCACGUUGCUGGAACGAAUGGCAAAGGUUCAAUUACAGGCUACAUUUCUGCUCUGCUCACAGCGGGUGGUGUUCGCUGCGGCUCGUUUACUUCGCCUCAUUUGGUCGACCGUUGGGACUGCAUUACGGUCAACGAGCAGGUGGUCCGAGAAUACCUCUUUCGUACGAUAGAAAAUGAGGUAGGGCAGCGAGACCAGACACUGGGCCUUGGGGCUACGGAGUUUGAGCUUUUGACUGCUACCGCAUUUGAAAUCUUUCACCAGGAGCAGGUUGAGGUCGGUGUUGUGGAAGUCGGUGUUGGUGGCCGCCUCGAUGCAACGAAUAUCCUGACAGACGCCCUGGUAUCAAUCAUCUCGAAGAUUGGAUAUGACCACCAAGCAAUAUUGGGAAAUACCAUUCAAGAGAUUGCUAAGGAAAAGGCCGGAAUCAUAAAGCCAGGAGUCCCCUGCAUUGUGGAUGGCACGAAUUCCCCUGAGGUGAAGGAGGUAAUAAAAGAUCAUGCCGACGCAGUGGGCGCACAGACGACGUUUGUCGAACCAGAGAGCAUCCGGGAGACGUAUCCCGCUCUACACCGUCGAUUUGAAACGCUCGAUCUGCCACCCCACCAGCGCACAAACCUCUCCUGCGCGAUCAUGGCUCUCCGCGCUUCCUUACCCGAGAUUCGACCGGAGCUACCGGUCGAUCGACUCUUUCCAUUUGUGCCCAAAACUCCACGCUCAGGAAGACUACAGGAGCUGUGUCUUGAGCCCCUGAUUCCCCGAAGAGAGCCAGUUUUGCUCGACGGGGCCCACAACCCGCAAUCCGCUGAGGCAUUGGCCCUAUAUGUCGAUCAUAGGCUCCGAGCGUCUGGUAACUGCGUUACAUGGGUUGUUGCGGCCUCAGAGGGUAAAGACAUGCGACAAUUGUUUGGUGACAUGCUUCAAGCGGGCGACAACGUUGCCGUUGUGGAGUUUGGUCCUGUCGCGGGUAUGCCGUGGGUGCAGAGCGUUAAGUCCGAAGACAUCGCGUCGAUGGCCCGCUCGAUUGACGGGAUUGGAAGUGUAGAGAAAUUUGGAGCUGAUAUUCGGGCUGGCCUGAAUUGGGCUAGUACGGUAUCUGCGGGCCGCCCUAUGGUUAUUGCCGGCAGCCUUUACCUGGUUUCUGAUGUGCUACGGCUACUUCGGUAA
Molecule: messenger RNA, 1233 nt
Organism: Ophidiomyces ophidiicola
Lineage: Eukaryota; Fungi; Ascomycota; Eurotiomycetes; Onygenales; Onygenaceae
Gene: FOL3
Product: folylpolyglutamate synthase
Exons: 1
Coding region: 1-1233 (410 amino acids)
Biological process (GO): folic acid-containing compound biosynthetic process
Cellular component (GO): cytosol; cytoplasm; mitochondrion
Molecular function (GO): dihydrofolate synthase activity; ATP binding; tetrahydrofolylpolyglutamate synthase activity
Source: RefSeq, a predicted model, not a curated record